CCAUGGUUUAGUGGGGUUAUUGGUGGUAGCUGGAUGGUUGGACUAGGUGAUCUUGUAGGUCUUUUCCAACCUAGCUCAUUCUAUGAUUCUAUGAUUCUAUGAGGCAAUGCUGAUUCUCAACUUCGUCCUACUGCAAAAUCACCUCCGUCCCUUUAAAUCACCGCAGCAUCACACGCCUGCAUUGCCGGCUAACCCGGCCUUCCCUGUUUGCUCCGCUCACCUUGCACUUCUCGCAGGCCGUGACGACUUUCUGGCACCUGUGUGCUGAGGAUGAUAAGCUGACAGGGCACAGCGCAGCGCGCUGCUCUGCCGCAGCAGCGGCUCAGAGACCGGCGGCGCCGCUCCUCCAUCCUCUGCUUUCCACAAGCACGAAGUCCUCCUGCUGCUCUCAGUGCCGCCGUCGCGCAGCCCCGCACAGAGCGCACCGAGACGCGUCCUCGGGAGAACACGGCGGGGUCCCGGGGCGGUGCGGGCUGCGGCUGGGAGCUGUGCAGCAGGAGUGGCCGCGUGGCAGGGCAGGGUGCUGGCUGCACCAUGCGCUGCUGCCGGUGUGAGUGCUGACACUGACAGGCUAUAACCACACUCAGAAAUAAGGAGAAAUUUCUGAGUAACCAGGAGAAGCAGUGUAACUUUGCCAUUGCUACUUCUAGUGCUCAGCGCCGUCCAUACUGUUUUCUUCCGGAAAUUUCCUUACCCAAACUUGCUUCCUUACCUGAAAUUUGUGCCUUUCUUAAAAAGGGGCUGUUGUAAUGCUCCUUGCACGUGGUGAGUCUGCAUCUAUCAUGCAGAUACGCUUCGUAGCAUAUUAUUUGCUUCCCCUUACAGAAUGUGACAAAAUAAAUAGAAGCCACUAAUGAACUUCAGAAAAUCCCGACUUAAUCAUGGCACGAGUGCUCACUGCAGACAAAAAGGAGGCUGAAUUUGGAUGACUUGAUACCAUAACUUAGAUGAAAGUGCCAGGUUAAGAAUUCUUUCCUUUUUCCUUUUUUUUUUAAAUACAAAAUUUGCAUUUAGACCCCUGGUGCAGCAGUGUAUGCUUAUGAGAGAGCAGCCUUGUAACAACAACAGUGAGAAACGUGCGUGGAGGAACAGAGCCAGAAAACCCAAACCACUGCAAACCAGGAGAAAAAACGAAACUGUCCCAGCACCAAGUGUCAAAGCUCGGGGUGUGCUCGGAGUGGGACCCGAGUGGGACUGACAGGAGGGAGGACAGCCUUGCAGGUUUUAUUUGCACGCACCUUGUUAGGCAUUAAUCUGCAUAAUUAGCUUUAAUUUUAUGAGCACGAAAUGUUGCAAUUUGGAUACUUAUCUGGGAUUGCUAUUAGUGCUCUGAGAAGAAAAUUGCAGUGCGUGUUGGAACAAGACCUUCAGAACAACCUUUGGCAAAAAUAAAUGUGCACAUGCACUGCUGUACGCUUGCUCCAGAGCUCCCAGAGCAAUUCGUGUGCCCACUGGAACACACAGAUGGAAUCUCCAGUUUUCAGUAUUGCCCAUACACAAGUUUUGCUUCUCUCUCUUUUGUUUAGCACCAGCUGGCAGCCCCUGUGAAGUGCACAAAGCCACCUCUGCCCAGGACUAGCGCAGCAAGGGAUGCCAGCUCCCUGCGUGCUGGGGGAAAGGAAGCCAUGAGCAAGGCCCACCCUGAUGGGAGCAGGCAGCAGGGAGGGGGCAGACCCCACAGCCCAUGGGAGCAUCCACGUGGGUCGGCCGUGCAGGAUGCGCCCCAGCCCCGGGACACGGCCCUGACCCUCCGCCAGGCACAGGAGCAGCUGCAGGUGCCCACAGCUCAGGCUGAGGACACGCAGAGGUGAUAACGGCUGACAGGCAGCCCCCUGCAGCCCAAUGGUGGGGAGGCAGCGAGCCCUGAAGGACAGCAGUGCUGGGUACCAACGUUACAGCCAUACCCCGUGCUCUGCGACGUCUCCUCGCACGACGGGGCACACUGCCCUGCCUGACGCUGCUCAGGGGACACCUCUGAGUUCUGCACAUGGCCCACGAGCUCAGUGCUGUCCCAGUGCGACCUCCAGCCCUCCCCGCUUACUGUGCCGGGUCAAUCUAAAUUUCUUUGGAAAUCAUUGUGAUUUCAGAGAAACGUUUUGAGGAGAAGUGGGAGCCAGGAGAGGACGCAGACUCCCAAAUGAAUACAGACCUUCUCUUCUUACAAAAAUUUCUGCUAAGAGUGAUAGAGAUUAUAAAAUAGAUCAAGAGAAUAAACUCCAGCGUUUGCCUGAGGCACGGCAUCAGCACGGCACUGCGUGUAGGGGAGACGUGUAAAUCUGCUGGCACAGGGACCCGCGGCGCGCACAUGUUUUCUCCAGGUGUGGAGCCAGCAGCCGCAGAGCGGUGCCCGCUGCUUUGCUCCCACUGCAGCAGCUCCGCUCCUCACUGCGAAGGACGCGGCCGCUUCCCCGAUACGGAUCAGGGAGGUGUGAUGGAAAGGAAGGCAAAGCUGAGCGUCAGGAAUGUCGGCUGUACCCGAAACGUGACGUGCUGAGCGCAGCAGGCAGCGCUGUCAAAACACUGAGAUCUCUGCGGGCCGAGCAACGCUGGCAGCUGUGGCAAUAAAUGUCUUUAUUCUGGGCUGAUUUGGAAACAGCGAUGUUACAUAGCACGCUGCGUGCUGCAGCAACGCAUCUCCAACUUCAGUAUCGGAGUCUGAGGAGACAAACUGCAUCUUCUGAGAACACUGACUGUGAGAGAAACAGAUCAUCCCGGGGGGAAGCUUCAGCUCUAAACAAUACAGCAAAUCCCGAGAGCCAGCACAUUUCUAUAAACACUAACUUCAAACUGGUAGCAGGAAGGAAACACAAACGACACAGGAACGUCCGAUCAGCACGUGGCUUAGAAGCUACUGCAGAUCUGAAGGCAAAACCCCCUGCUGGCGUUCCUCCCGUGCACAUGAGCAGCAGUAAGAGCACGGAACGGCAUCGAAAGGCUGAGGCCAUCUGAAGCCCUCCAGCUCUGUGCCGUGGCUCCAUUCUCACGUUGUUUUUUUGGUAUUUUCCAAGCACACCAUGAGAUCUGCCCUUACCAGGAAAACCCUCAGGUAUUGACAAGUCCCUACAGUGAGCAAGUACAUAUAGAAAAAGGAGACAGAGGAGAAAACAACGCAGGUACUCAGGAGAACAUAAACAGAUUAAGAGACUCUUUGGGAAAUGUUGCUCCUCUUGUUGCAGUAACUCUGGAACAUUUUUUGCUCCUUGUCACUAACAGAGCUACCCAGUGCUCUGGGCUUUUGUGACGCCCCGACAAGGAGCAGCUCUGGCAGCAGUGAUGGAACACGGACCGUGAUCCUCCCAGCACUCGCCGUGGUGGGAGCUGCGAGGAAGGCCCCCACUCACCACCCCAGCCCGACCCACACACAGAGCAGCACGAAGGGCAAAAUGCUUUUGUUUUGUAAAGGGCACCUCUCAGCAGCAGCGAGGGAACACGGAUCCCAGAAGCUGUGUUUACGCUGCUGAGGUGACAGCGCCGUCCCCCAGCUGCGGAUCCCGGAGAUAUUAUCACAUCAUCAAGGCAAUUGAAAGCUUUCAUCAUCUGUCAGCUAUUGAGCGUAUAAAAUAGCAAGAUAAGAUCAGAGAGCUUUUGAAAGAAAUUGCACAAGCAGCAAUAAAGCAACAUUGACUGAAGCACAGUUCCAAGCACAGAUCGAUGCAUCCAGGCAGAAAAUGUUAAAUAAUGUUGAAUUUAAUGUGAAAAAAGGCCCGAAGAAGCAGAAGUAGAGUUUGUGGAAGAACUAUGCACACGGAUGCGGACAGCAGAGCGUGAAAAGCAGCAGCGUGUGAUCCACGUUCAGGGUCCCUCGCGGUGCCACCGCUGUGCGCAGCAGAACACACGUUUAUCACAAAGGAUGCAGGGUGAGAGCGUGCAGGGAUGCGGGGGAACAGAUGUGCGUUAGAACCAGAACAUUCAGCUUCCACCCAGGACCAGGAUGAACCACUACAGCACAAGCAGAACUCCUGCAGGUGCCGGGGCGUUUCCUCGGUGGCCUCACCUGCGUGAGCCCGGCCCCGCGCUGAAAGCCUCCAGCUGCGCUGCCCCAGUGCUGCUCUAGAGCCCGACCGAUCUCGGCUCUGUAAGUGGCACGCACUGGUGCUCUAUGCUCCAUAAUGUAAGACACAAUGGAGGUAAGGAGCUGCUUUACCUGAAACCUUGCAGGUCUUCCCACACGGUGGUUAGUAGUCAUUGCCUGGCUUAAUAAAGCUUCUAAUUGAGCUACAAUUUACUUUGACUUUAUAGCACAAUUAAAGCAUCCCUAAUCUUCAUAUGAUUUCAGAUCAUCAUCUCUUUGGUAAAAUAAAGCUUUUUUCCUUUGAAUUCUAGGACGUAGCUGUCUUGUGAGCUGUGCUAACAUUUCCUCACAGAGGAAGGAUUUUGGCUUUACAAAAUGCAUGGCAAUGCACUGCUUGAAAGAGGAGUCUCAUAAAUAAAUGCAUUUCCUGAGUGGUGGCAGGGAUACACCAGUUGGACAAUCUCAACAGUCAAGUCCUAUUAUUAAAACCCUUGCACUACCAUGAAUACUAAAAUAAAUAAAUAAAUAAUAACCAGUGAAAAAGAUCCAAAAUGCACAAAGUAGAAAAGAGUAGAAGAGAACAACAGCCUCUGACAACAGCAGCUACAAAAAUCUGAGCAAGGAAUGUAAAUGAAUAAAGACAUCAAUAACUGCACAGUCCCAACAUGAGAGAUCUGGGCAUCGCCUUCCUUCUUCCUCCCUGCCCAGUCCCACCACUCACAGAGCUCAGCGUUGCCCCGCUGAGGUGAUUUCUGCACUGAGGAGCAGAGCUGGGCUGCAGCAGGCCACCUGCUCCAGAAAAGCUAAACGCAAGGAAUGCCGCCCAAAGAGAGCGCAAUCUUUGGUCUUAAACAAUCACCAUAAACUCAGCAAUGGGCCAGAUUGUCUGAGAUAUCAGCAGAAAAAUAUUGUUCAGCAAAUUAUUCUUGGCACAAACAACAAGGCCGGUAAAUGCCCUGGGAGAAGGAAACUCCCUGAUGGUGACACCCACUGUCAAAAGUAUAAAUAGAGAGUGCUGGGGAUGAAAAUUUACAGUCCUGAAUCUUAUCAGGCUGUGCUCCUAAAUUUGGGAUUGUGGUUAGACUCCUGCCUGCUGCCAGUAUGAGCUGCGGCACCAAGUCCUCAUCCAGCACCACCAGGAUCAGCAGCAGCGGUGGCGGUGGCAGAUGCGGCAGCGGCGGCGGCGGCGGCGGAGGGGGCAGCAGCUGCGGCAUCCGCAAAUCCGGGGGAUACUCCUCGGUCUCCACUAGGAAAUACACCUCCUCUGGGGGAAGCGGAGGCUUUUCUGGGAGAAGCUUUGGUGGAGGAGGUUCCAGGAGCAGCUACGGAGGGGGGUUCAGCAGCGGCAGCUGCGGAAGGAUUGGCCGCAGUAGCUAUGGUGGAAGGAUAAGUAGCGGCAGCUACGGAGGAGGAAUGGGUGGAAGCAUGGCAGGAGGAUACGGGUCGUGCGGAGGAGGCUUUGGGGGCAUGGGGGGUGGUUAUGGAAGUGGCCUCAGCGGAGGCAGCUUUGGCGGUGGUGGUGGUGGGUACAGCGGAGGUGGAUUCGGCAGCUUCGGGGGCAGCGGUGGCUUCGGGGGCGGCAGCUAUGGUGGAGGCAGUUUCGGUGGAACAGGGUUUGGUGAAGGCUCUGGACUGCUCUCCACAAAUGAAAAGCUGACCAUGCAGAACCUCAAUGACCGCCUGGCCUCCUACAUGGAUAAAGUACGAGGCCUGGAGGAAGAAAAUGCCCACCUUGAACGUCUGAUCAGGGAGUGGUACCAAAAGCAAGGUCCCACUGGUUCCAAGGACUACAGCCAAUAUUACAGAACAAUUGAAGAACUGCAGAACCAGAUUGUUGGUGCAAACGUGGACCUGAACAGGAUGCUUCUUGACAUUGACAACACCAGGAUGACUGUGGAUGACUUCAGACUGAAGUAUGAGACUGAGUAUACUCUCCACCAGAGCGUGGCAAGUGAUAUUAAUGGAUUACGUCCACUUUUGGAUCAACUGACUCUAUCCAGAUCGGACUUGGAGACACAGUUUGAAUCCCUGAAAGAGGAACUGAUUUACCUUAAGAAGAACCAUGAAGAGGAAAUGAAAGGACUGCAAACACAAUCUGGUGGUGAUGUCAAUGUUGAAGUCAAUGCUACUCCAGGCACUAAUUUGAUGGAAAAAUUAAAUGAAAUGCGUUGUGAAUAUGAGCGGCUUAUUGAGAACAACCGAAGAGAGGUGGAAAGCUGGUAUGAAACCAAGAUGGAAGAAGUUAAUCAACAAGUCCAUUCGAGCGGCCAGGAGAUCCAGUCCAGCAACCAACAGAUCUCCGAGCUGAGACGUGAAUACCAAAGCCUGGAAAUUGAGCUGCAGUCGCAACUCAGCAUGGUAGACUCUUUGCAAUCCAACCUGGAAGACACGGAACGCCGCUACAACAUGCAGCUGCAGCAGAUCCAGGGCAUGAUCGGCCCCUUGGAGGAGGAGCUGGCCAGCAUCCGCUGCGAGAUGGAGACCCAGAACGAGGAGUACAAGAUGCUGCUGGGCAUCAAGACCCGGCUGGAGCAGGAGAUCGCUCAGUACCGGGCCCUGCUCGAGGAAGGGCAGCAAGACCUUGUAAUCCCAGCAGGAGGAAUGGGAGGAGGAAUGGGAGGCGGCAGAAUAGGAGGUGGUGGUUUUUCCGGAGGAGGAAGAGUAGGAGGUGGUAGCAUGAGUGGUGGAAUGGGAGGAGGAAUAGGAGGGGGAAGCGGAGGAAUAGGAGGGGGAAGCGGAGGAAUGGGGGGAAGCGGAGGAAUGGGGGGAAGCGGAGGAAUAGGAGGGGGAAGCGGAGGAAGCUGCAUCAUUGGAGGAGGCGGAGGAGGAGGAAGGACCUCAGGAGGCAUCAGCAGUUCCCACUCCUACUCUUCAUCUUCCCAGUCUCAGUCAUGCAGAGGCGGUGGUGAAAGCCAAGGUUACGGAAGAAAAUCCUUUGACUAAGACCUGAGGAUUCUACAGUGCAAGACUCGUUAAAGAGAAAUCGGCCCAACUCCCCUGUGCUCCUCAGGCUCCUGAGGAAGGAGAUGCUCCUACCAGCUCCUCACUGCUGCUCUGCCCAAAGGCUCCGUCAGCGCCGCUCCGACGGGCCAGCUGCUGCUCUGCCUAGAACGCUUUGUGGGUUCAAUCACUUGCACUGGAACUUCUUGCUUUACAGAUUCAACCAGCUUGUUAUUUGGUUGUUCUGUACGAGGAAAAUGUCUUUAAUAAAACUUCAUUUCUGUCUGAUGCAACCAGAA
Molecule: messenger RNA, 7251 nt
Organism: Numida meleagris (helmeted guineafowl)
Lineage: Eukaryota; Metazoa; Chordata; Aves; Galliformes; Numididae
Product: keratin, type I cytoskeletal 13-like
Exons: 8
Coding region: 5114-6955 (613 amino acids)
Cellular component (GO): keratin filament
Molecular function (GO): structural molecule activity
Source: RefSeq, a predicted model, not a curated record